This is a messenger RNA of Ceratitis capitata (Mediterranean fruit fly), 9293 nucleotides long. RefSeq names its product mitogen-activated protein kinase-binding protein 1 (gene Wdr62). NCBI's taxonomy places the organism in Eukaryota, Metazoa, Arthropoda, Insecta, Diptera, Tephritidae. The transcript is spliced from 19 exons. Gene Ontology annotation, molecular function: protein binding. Bases 710 to 8392 code for a protein of 2560 amino acids. The record is from RefSeq and is a predicted model, not a curated record. Gene Ontology annotation, biological process: mitotic spindle organization; regulation of mitotic cell cycle. Gene Ontology annotation, cellular component: mitotic spindle.
UCUCUCCGUGACUAAAAAAAAAUGUAAAUGCUAAAAAAAACGUUAAAAUAGUGAAAUAAUUUUUUUGUACUACGCAAAUUUACCUGUUAAACUCGCAAGACCGCUACGAAAUGCCUUACAUACAUACACGUAUAUCAACUGUAUAGUGCUCGUGGCUCAAGCAUAGAGUCGUCUUCUUAGCUGUUCUAUAACAAUGCCUUCUGCCUCUCGCACAUCCUCCGCCACCAAGCCACUACUUACGGCCGACUGCUGACCAGCCUACCGAUCCAACAGACAGUCGCUACUACGAACGCGCGCUGUUCAAACGGCGAGCUUUUUUAAUGUCUUCGCUUAUACUGACCUACGCAUUUGCCGCCGCGCGCUCGCCUCUUUCGUGUCCAUCGUGUGCAUUGUUAGCUAUCAAAGUGCGCAUGAAUGCCAUCAAUUAAAAAGCGCUAUUCACAAUCGCCGCUGGCCCUCAACGUCGCGCUGUCGUCGCGUACAAGUGCAGCCGCAAUGAAUGUUGUGUUUAGAAAGUGAACGGAAGAGAGGCGUAGAUAACAGCUUAAAAUUCAAAAUCAAAUUCACCUUCACAACGUGCGCUGUAAGAAAUUUAUAUAUGAAUCUUCUUGUUGUUGUAAAUAUAUCAAUUAAAAGUGCUUAAAUUGAGUGUGUGUGUGUGUGUUCUUUUCGUCAUUUGCUUUCCUGUUUUCGCCAUUACUGCGUAAAAAUGCAUACACGCAUACGUGCACCUUCUUUGCCGCACCUCUGCUCUACGCAUACGCCACCCUCCAGCCCGUGCACACCGCCCAUCUACGGCAGUGUGGGCAAUUUUGCCAACUUCGGCAACUCUGCUGCUGCAUCGUCGGCGUUGCAUUCGGCGUUCUCGGUGUCGUCGCUCUCGCUAUCGCCUAAAUUCCCAGCGAAUUAUGUCAGAAGCGAAAAGAUAAAGCUCAAAAAAGUGCUCGGCCUCACAGUAUGCAGCAAUGCCGCCUUGGAUGUUUCACCGGUUAGCGGUCUCUUGGCCUAUCCAGCUGGCUGCACUGUGGUCCUCUUCAAUGCCAAACGUCAAACACAAGCCUAUCUGGUCAACACCUCCCGCAAGCCUUUCACAUCGGUCGCAUUCUCACGUUGCGGCCGUUAUGUCGCCACCGGCGAGUGUGGUAUCAAUCCCGCCAUUAAAGUCUGGGAGCUAGACUCGCCGAAUGGCAAUCUCGAGCACACCACCGGCGGCAAUGUGGUGGCGGAAUUUUUCGAUCACAAAUAUGCUGUCACAUGUGUGGCCUUCUCACCCACCGGCAAGUACCUGGUAUCCAUUGGUUCACAACACGAUAUGAUUGUGAAUGUCUUCGAUUGGAAGUCGAAUCAAAAGAUGGCCUCGAAUAAGAUCAGCUCCAAGGUAUCGGCGUUAAGCUUCGCCGAGGAUGGCAGCUACUUUGUCACAGUUGGCAAUCGUCAUGUCAAAUAUUGGUAUAUGGAGGGUGGCCGCAGGUACAAGGAUCCCAUACCGUUAAUGGGUCGCAGUGCCAUAUUGGGUGAUUUGCGCGAUAAUGAUUUUUGUGCGGUUGCCUGCGGCAAGGAUGAAACUAAAGAUCGCACAUAUGCCAUUACCCGUCAAGGUCACUUGGUUGAAUUCAGUUCACGUCGUCUACUAGACAAAUGGGUGCAAUGUCGUACGACUAGCGCUAAUUGUUUAACUGUGAAUGCACGUUUUAUACUCGUCGGUUGUGCCGAAGCCAUUAUACGCAUUUUUAAUGCCGCCACAUUGGAAUAUGUCACGACAUUACCGCGUACACAUUACUUGGGCGUCGAUGUGGCGCAAGGUAUACAUAUCAAUCACAUAAUGACCGUACCACCGCAUGCCAAGUAUCCCGAUUGUGUGGCGAUGGUUUAUGAUGAGCAGAGGUCAAAGGUCAGUUGCGUUUACAACGAUCAUUCGCUCUACAUUUGGGACAUGCGGGAUAUUAAGCGUGUUGGCAAAUCGCACUCCUUCCUCUAUCAUUCCACCUGCAUUUGGGGCGUGGAAACUGUGCCAUACAAUAUGGAGCGCGAGCUGUCGGACACACUGCCCGAAGACUCGUUUGUCACAUGCUCCUCCGAUGACACCAUACGCGUGUGGGGUCUGGAUGGUUGUACAAAUACAGAAAACUAUCGCAAAAAUAUCUACUCCAAGGAACUUUUAAAGAUUAUGUACAUCGAUGAGGAAAUGAAUUUUAUCAAAGAUCAAGAUUUGGCUGGUGAUAAAAACUCAAAUACUGCGUACGAUGGACGUAAUGGUGUGCGUUGCAUUAAAAUUAGUCCGGAGCUGCAGCAUUUGGCGAGUGGCGAUCGUUGUGGUAAUAUACGAAUCUAUAACUUGGCGAACACAAAACUUAUCAUGACAAUCGAGGCACACGAGUCGGAGGUGUUGUGUCUUGAGUAUUCUAAUGAGAAGAUUGAACGUAAACUGUUAGCGAGUGCCAGUCGGGAUCGGCUUAUACACGUCUUCGAUGUGUCACAAGACUAUUUGCUGCUGCAGACGUUGGACGAUCACUCGUCGUCCAUAACUUCGAUAAGAUUUGUUGGCUCCGGCUUGAGCUUCCAGAUGAUUUCGUGUGGUGCAGAUAAGUCAAUUAUGUUUAGAACAUUCCAGGGCAACAUUUUCUUGCGCGGCACAAAUACCUCGGGCAAGACGACGUUGUACGACAUGGAGGUCGAUUCCAACGCCAAACACAUACUCACCGCCUGUCAGGAUCGUAAUAUACGCGUCUAUGGCACACAAAAUGCCAAACAUACAAAAACCUUUAAGGGUUCACACUCGGACGAGGGUAGUUUGAUUAAGCUCAGCCUCGAUCCCAGUGGCAUUUAUGUGGCCACCUCCUGCACAGACAAAACGCUCGCCGUCUAUGACUACUACUCGAACGAGUGCAUGGCGCGCAUGUAUGGCCACAGUGAGCUGGUAACCGGGCUCAAAUUCACAAACGAUUGUCGUCAUCUCAUAUCGGCCAGCGGUGAUGGUUGUAUAUUUGUGUGGCAAGUGCCGCACGAUAUGAUUGUCACAAUGCAAGCACGCCUCUCACAACAACGACUACGUUCCGGCCAUGCGCCAUUACCAACCCGGCCUGGUUCGAUUAUAGCAACGCCUGAGGGCAUCAUUAUCGAAUCACCCACACAUGAAGUGGAAGAAGCCGCUGCGACACCACAAAAGUAUAUUGCCUCGCCAUCAAUGUUCGCGGAUGAGCAAGCGCUGACGCCCGGCUAUAAAUUCUCCGAUGUGGGACAAUUACCGCAAUGGGCGAAACGCAAAGCAGGCGCUACAAAUGCAGAUGAGUCGAGUGCGGGCGGUGGGGGUGGUGGUGGUGUGGUCAUACCUGGCUCCACUGUCUCUGCUAUGCAAUCUGCCUCGUCGACAUCCAAUUUAAGCUCAUCGCCCAGUCAGUUGGGCGUGCCGCGUGCGCGUGGUCGUUGGGCACAACGUGGCGCCUUCGAUCCUGAUGAUCUACGCUCGAACUCUGAAAGUCCCUUGGGCACCAUUUCGUCCAGUGGUGGCGUCGGUAUGGGUGGUAUGAGUGGUGUUGGCGGUGGUGUGGGUGUUACUGUGACUCACAGUGGCAUGGGUAAUACGCAAACAUCGGACUACAAUAGCGCUUCCUCCAAGGAUAUUAUGUACAACCAGACUUACCUCAGUGAAGAUUCGUCCAUUGAUUCUGGCAUGGAGACACGACGUGAAUUGAAAUUCAUUGGCAGCAAUAAUAGUGGUACUGUGCCAACGGUGGCUGGCAGCAAUGGUGGCACCACAGCUAAUCGACUAGCUCCUGAAAAGCGCAACAAGCCUGGUUUGCGAUUCGAUCCACAGUCCAAUGAGCACGAUGGUGACGUCGAAGAUAUCUCAGACGGUGAACGCACCAGCUCCGAUCACGGCAUGUUUUACAACAACAUAUCACCCAGCACGCCAACUGACUUCAAAGUGACCGCCAUGAACGAGGACGAACUGCGUAAAUCGAUGCGUCGCCAAAAAUUCGAUAAAGCUGGUCUCACGCUACCCGGUAAUGGCAGCACACACACCGCCAGCACUGGCACAGGCACCGGCACCUCGGACACCGAAGACGAAGGCUCUACACCGAGCGCUGAGAAUGCCGAGCGUUCGCUCGCAUCCACCUUGGGCGGCAGUUCGGAGAGUAUACCACAGGCUACAAGCACUUUCUUGCAGGCUGCUCUACCUGAAGGUCCUGGCAGCAUGCUAGAGCGUGGCAGCACCAAUCGUCGCAGUAUUAGUGCCAAACAUAAUACGGAGAAUGGUAAACCUGCAUCAGCUGCACCCACAAUUACCAAAUCCUUCACCAGCACGAAGAAAGAUGAGCUGCUCAAGGUGAUUAGCGAAGUCAAACAGCAAUUGGAAAAUGGCGCACGUAAAAAUGGAGUUAAGAGGUUGAAUGCAAUACCGGAGGUUGGAUAUCGAUCACUUCGCGGCAGUCAUAGCAUCUCGGAUUUGAGUUUGGCGGGCAAUAUGGAUAAUGCGUCGAGAUCGACAGCCGCAGUUAACCGUUAUGCAAAAACGGCUCCUCUUAAUGAAUCCCAACAGUACGCUAGCUAUUAUCAUACACCAUUAACCCAACAACAGCAAGAACAACAAUUGCCAAUACAACAGCAACAGCAACAACUUCAACCAUAUUCAAAUUAUCCACGUUCGCCGCUUCAGCAAACCUUUAGCCAGGAUCAACAACAGCAACAGCAACAUUUCUUCAACUGCGCUGCAUCACGUUCGGUUAUGCAACAAAGUUGUCAGGCCAUGCGUCAAGUGCAACAACACUAUCCACCUUAUCCACAUCAUGUAGGCGUCCACCAAAUACAUCCACCACCGGGUGUACCCUUUAUGGCACCCAAUUCACGCUCCGCCACGCCACGUACCCAAACACAGACGUCCACACAGCACACUGUCAAGCAGUCAGGCGCUUUCAGCAGCUCCACAUUGCCAGCACAAGGUCAAAACUCGCGCGUCAAACGUAAUCCGGCGGGUAAUGCGCGGCGCACGCCAAGCAUACUGAAACAUUACAAGUCCUGUCCGGUAUCGCCAGUGCAUGAAGAGGUUGAAUGGUCGGCGGAUAAUAGAAAUAGUAUAAUAAUUACCGAACCGAAGCGACACUCAGUGUACGCUGAGGAUGCACGCACGAUACUCGAUAUGAUACAAGCCGACACUGAGAAGAUGAUCGCUGAGAUACAAAAGAAGUAUGGCGAUUUGGACGAUAUCGGCGUGGAUUUGUAUGAUGCCAAAUUGGGCGGACGCUAUUCACAACUUGUGGUAUCGCAAUCGGUGCCGUCGUGUCUUUCGCCGCCAGUGUAUGCAACGCAGGGCAGGCAACUACCUGCCGCACUUACUGCCGGUCCACACCUAGUACAGACGUUACCCUACCAAAUGACCUCGCCGGGCGCUGUAACGCCGCCGAAACGCGCGGUCUCCGAAUACUACAUUUAUCAGGAAUUCUACCAGUGCCAUCGCAAUGUCUCACUCUCAGAUAUAUUGGCGCCAGAGCAGCAGGCGGAGACACGACGUUUGGAAGAAGCGCGCUUCCUUGAGACACAGCGUCAUUCAAGUGCCAGUUUCUUCCUAACCUCACAAUUUGGCGAGCGCAAGAGUCAAGAGUCCCUACUGUCCGAUGAGUUUCUGGAUGAUGGCAGCUAUUGCAAUAGUAUGGAGAGUGUGUUGUCAGACGAGAGCGACUGCAAAAGCGCACCCAUGGAAACACAAGUGCAACGUCAUGCUGGCAUACGCAAUUUCAUCUUACAUGGACCCGUAAGCGCCGCGGCGGCCAAUACGACACAGUUGGUGACCAAGUCUUAUGGCUCUAGUCCGAAUGCAUACGGCAGUUUCGAUUACUACAUGCAGCAACGUAAUUUGCAGCACUCACCAUUGCCAUAUGAGAGUUUCGACAUGUCCAGCUAUAAUUUAGACAAUUUUAAAACGGAGAACGCACGCACAAAAACGCCACUACAGCAAAAGAAGCUGCCCAGCUCGAAAACAUAUCCCCGAAUUGCCGAUUCGCCUCGGCCGGGUGUUGGCGCGAAAGUGGAAGACAUACCAACGCUGAGCUCCAAGAAUAAACAAUACAAUUCGGGCGUUAACAAGAGCUUAAGUCAGGAUUUCGCACAACAACGUCUACAGCGCACCACAAACCCAAUGCAGCUGGAGCGCAUUGCGUACGAAGAUAAACUUUUCGCGAAGAAAGCUGUAAAGCCCAAACCGCCUGUACCCGCAAAGCCACAAAAUCUCGUCUCGACGCUUACCUCCAGCGUUGAAACAUCGUACGCCAGCAGUACGCCACGUGAUACAACGCCGAAGUACUGCGCCUUCGAUGUAGACACCACUGAUGUGCGUUGUCAGUCUCGCACCGCUAGUGUUGUGCGCAAAUUCGAGCGUAAUCUACAAAAAUUCGAGCGUGAAAAGCAAGCGGAGCUUCAGGCUAAGAAGGCGAGCGGCAUGCGUUCAUCUGUGAGUAGCGGUGCCCUUACCACGCACAGCUGCUUAAAGAAGGUGUCCAAGUUCGAUACCAACAGCAAGAAUAUGCCUGCCAAUCGACGCGCCACCAGCAUGCGCACACGCGGCCGUCCCAAAGUGGCGGUUCGUUUCAAUACGGUGUCGCAAAUCAAAUAUACCCCUAGCGAGAAGCGUUCGUCUUCCUGCAGCAGCGGCAGUACUGCAUCCGCUUAUUCCGCCUACGCUACAGUUGAGUGCGAUGAUGGCACGACCACGAUUUGUCCACUAAAUGACAUCAAUCGCAAUACUGAAUCGCCGCCGCCUGUGGUGGGUAGCCUGCCUAGCGAUUAUGGCGGUGAGCGUUCCUUCGAAAUGUACAUCGCCGAGAAUGGCAACGAGCAUGAGAAUAUGAAUAUGGACAGCUUAAAGCUGUACACAAAGCCCGAACUCCAGGCUGUGGUCGAUGAGAUACAGCAAGAGCGUGAACGGGACGCGAAGCAUAAGAAGAAUAUGACGAAUGUGGAGAGAACAACCGCCGCGGAUACAACCACCAGCAAUCAAUGUAAAAAUAUUGCUAAGAAAAUCGAUAUCAUACAAAAAUUAAUCGAAAUGGAAGAACGUAAGCUCGAGCAAAUACGCAUAGCCACCGAAUCGCGCAUGCGUCCCUUCGAAUGCAACUCCAAGCAAAAAGGUUAUGUGAAGAGUUUGACAAUGAAUUUCGAUAUGCUGGCCAAGGGUAUUGAAAAGGACAUUGAGAAUGAGCAGCGUCGCAUACGCGCCGAUAGUAAUGAUGCUGAUUUGUGCGCCUAUGCGCGUCACAUAAAACGUAACAUCAGCUUACCUGAUGUGCUGGAACGUACCGAUCUCUUUGGAAAAUCACCACCGGCUACGCAUUGCUCUUCCACGGAUGAGGAUGAAGUUGAGCUGGCCAAGGAGGUGAAGGCCGACUCGGAUGUGGAGGCUGCAGAAGAUGUGGUCGAACAUGAAAGUGAGAAAAUGCGUUUGGAUUGCGGUGAAAAGGACCGAGGAAAUCCAAAAAGUCUAUUACCCAUGCCCAUCGAAGACUCAUCAAUGCGUCGUUCUUGUUCGCUCAGUGACCUGCAUAUGGGAAAUAUGGGUAAUGCGGGUAAAGCUGGCAAGAUAAAUGGUAGUCAAUCAAAGAAUCCCGGCAUAGUUUAUCGUAACAGCACAACGACGAGAUCAGCAAAUAAGCGAAAUAGCCUGCAACUGAAAAGCACUAGUGGAUUGGGUGCAUCUAGUUCAUCCAUUGGUGUAUUAAAUCAAGCGAGCGAUUCUGAAAAUGAGGAUAACAAUCGCAGUCGAAGCAGUGGAAAUGGUCAAAAUCGUACUAAUGGUCCGACUGCAACCAACCGUCAAUAUGCCAAUAAGAAUUCUAAUACAAAUAACAAUCGACGAAAGGUACAACAACCAAAUUUCAGCAAUGCCGCACCGCUACAAGACGAUUCCAGUUCGGAAGAAACUCCUGCCGGUACGUCGAAUUCCAAACCAAUAGUGCCACCACGCCCGCGUAAUUUAACUUUUGAUCAUAAGGCGAAAGUACUGAAUAGUCCGAAUGUGAUGAAGCAACGUGGCGUAUUUGAGGCGCCUGAAUUUGGCGCACUAGAUGGCAGUGAUCCAAAAUCACAAGUGCACAAUGUAAUUAAUAAUUUAUAUACAACAACACAAACUGUCAUGCAAUUGCAUGCGAAUUUAAAGAAUUGUGAAGAUUCACUGAUGUUAAAGGAACUGGAGAAUGCUGUGAUCAUGACACAAAACAUGCUGACAAACAUUACACAAAAUAAAAAUGACAAAAACCACACACAACAUAGUCACGCCUACACAACCACUGAACAGGCGAAUCUCGACAAUGGCGACUAUCUAAUGAUGGUCAAUAAUUGCGCCGAUUUAUUGAGUAAUUUUCGUAUGAAGCACAAACUUGAUGACUGUGAGAAUAACUCCUAGUGCAGUAGCGGUAAUAAUAGCAGCACUAGUAGGUAGUUAGAAGAAGUAGAAGAAGUAAAGGUGAAAAUAGCUUAUGAAUAAUAAAAUGUAAAGCAAGCAAAGAAACAAAGAAACAAACAAAAACAAUUGAAACUAAAGUAGAAACGAGGAAACUAUGUAAAAGGCAACUAAUAAACUAAUUUGUAAAAUAAAGCAAAACGAAAAGUGGUAGAAAAAAAGUUUAUAAAGAAAAUCGGGCGGAAAAUGUGUCAACUCUAUUUUUAAGGAGCGCAACAAAUAUGCAAAAAUAAUAAUUAUAAUAAAGUAAUAAUAAUUAUCAGAAUGCUAAUAACUAAUACCAUUAAUAAAGUUAAUUAUAUUUAAAAAAUUAAAAUUAGAAACUUUUAGCGUUUACGUCCAUUUAGCGCUUAUAGGCGUGUAACUAAAUUCCACUUGAACUUAAGCAAAAAAAAACUAAAAACUAAUAAUAAUAUUAUUAUACAAAUGCAAAUUAACUGGACACAAAUAAUUAAUAUUUAACAACAAUAACAUUUAAUAUUAUAUUAUAAGUAAAAAGCAUUGACAAAAACAAAGCAGGAAAACUUAAUUUAAGUCACAGAAAAGCGUAACGUUGGAAAAUUGUAAACUGUUGUAGAAAUGUUUUGGACCAAACGUAAGUUAACUAAAUGUAAUUUAAUAUUAAUUUGCUUUAUAUGUGUACAAACACAAACACACACACUUACAAACAUACAAGCAUACGCGAAUUCGCUAUGUGCAUAUGAACACUUUUUUUUAUAUGAUAAAUAAAUAAAAAAAUAACUUGACUAAAUUUAGUCGAUGAAAGGAAAAAUAGCUGUUAUAUGCCGCCUUAUUUAAUGAAAAAUACACACAUACAUAUAUACUUGCACACAACUACAGAUAA